AGCGAGUAUGCGUUUUCCUUUUCAUUUGUUUAUUCUUGAGUCGAUUUCAUAUCCCGGAUGUCGAAAAUGAAGGGACCUAAACCAUUGACGAUUGUCAUAAAACUUGGUAAGUGAAAUUUCUGAAAGAAAUCUAUUUAUUUUGAGUCACUCACUAACGAAUGAACACAGGAACCAGCUCGAUUGUCGAUGAGAAGACUCACGAGCCUUUACUCUCAAUAUUGAGUCUGAUAGUCGAGACUGCUGUCAAACUCCGUAAAGAUGGACAUAAAGUCGUCAUUGUGUCGUCCGGAGCUAUUGGCGUAGGGUUAAGACGAAUGGAUAUUGAGAAGAGACCAAAACACCUUCCCAGAAUACAGGUAAGCAUCAAAAUGAUUCGUUUCAAGAACUAUAUACUAACAAAACGCAGGCUCUAGCAGCAAUCGGACAAUGUCGACUCAUAAGUCUCUGGGAUAGCCUCUUUGCUCACCUUCGUCAACCCGUCGCCCAAAUUCUCCUUACAAGAAACGAUAUUGCGGAUGUAAAUCAAGAUAUCCAACCCUCAUUUCCCUAAACCCCUACUAAAAAUUUGACAGAGGACACAAUAUCUCAACGCCCAAAACACAUUCCACGAACUCCUGGAAAUGGGUGUGAUCCCAAUUGUGAAUGAGAACGACACCCUUGCAGUAACAGAAAUCAAAUUCGGCGAUAACGACACAUUAUCAGCCUUUACAGCAGCAAUGAUCCACGCCGAUUAUCUGUUCCUCAUGACGGAUGUCGAUUGUCUAUAUGAUAAAAAUCCCCGGACGAAUCCGGAUGCUAAAGCUAUUGAGGUGGUGGAGGAUCUAUAUGCUCUAGCAGCCGAUGGUAUAUCCCCACAAUUCCCUUCUUUCUUCCAUCCAAGAUUUAUGUAGGAAAUACUAAUAAAACACAGUAUCAAGCGCCGGCUCCAGCCUAGGAACGGGAGGCAUGCAAACCAAAAUCGUCGCCGCAAAACUCGCCACUUCAGCGGGCGUAACAACAGUAAUAACGCGCUCCUCGAACCCCGGAAACAUCGCAAACAUAGUAUCCUACUGCCAACUUGAGAAAGCCCUCUCACGCCCCUCCUCUCCGCCUUCAGGUGGCAUCAGUCCCUCUCCAGCGAAGGUCAUUGCGUCCGUAAGCGAGAUACUCGAAGAACCACUAGCUCGAUCAACCGGCUCGUUAUCUUCCCUCAGUCUACGAGAAAAACCCGCACCACUACACACCCGCUUCAUCGCCUCCCCCUCCCCCAUCCGCGACCGCUACUUCUGGCUCCUCCACGGCCUCGCACCCCACGGAACAAUCUUCAUCGACGCCGGCGCCCACCGCGCUCUCUCCAACAAAGCGGGCCUGCUACCAGUAGGGGUAGUCGACAUCGAAGGCACAUUCGCACAACAAGAAGCGGUGCGUCUCGUCGUCGUGGAACGGCUGCCUUCCACACCGGGAGGGAAUCUGUACGGCGGGACGGGUGUAGAGGUUGGACGGGCGUUGGUGAAUUAUAGCUCAGCCGAGAUUAUGAGGAUUAAGGGGGUGCGGAGUAGUGAGAUUGAGGGCCUGCUGGGGUAUGCGGAUAGUGAGUAUGUUGCGCUGCGGGAGAAUAUUAGUUUUUUUGAGAGGGAGAGUAGACCUGUUACUCCGAGUUUUGGGGCUUGAGAUACAGUAAGAUGGGUGGGUGGCUAUGGAAGGUGGUUGGGAAAAGUGAAAUUUGUUAGAGGAGUGGGUGGGUGUUUUUGUUUUGUGAUGUUUGGGGCAUACAGUACAGGAACGAAAAAUAGAUGAUACUUAAAUGAGAAAUGAA
This is a messenger RNA of Hymenoscyphus albidus, 1795 nucleotides long. The record is from the annotation of a GenBank genome assembly. Lineage: Eukaryota; Fungi; Ascomycota; Leotiomycetes; Helotiales; Helotiaceae.